Prunus armeniaca (apricot) is the source of this 282-nucleotide messenger RNA. NCBI's taxonomy places the organism in Eukaryota, Viridiplantae, Streptophyta, Magnoliopsida, Rosales, Rosaceae. The record is from the annotation of a GenBank genome assembly.
AUGACUAAACAGCCCAAGGAAGAAAUAUCAGUAAAAAUGCCCGGAAAUGAGAAACCUCUGGCAACUAUCAUAGAAGGCAGGUGGUAUUCUAUCGGGAAGAAUGGCAGACCAACUAUGGAGCUAACAAGAACUCAAAAGAGGAGGGUUCAAAGGCAGUACUGUACAUUCCUCAAUAACAAGAGUAAUGCGCAGAUACUUCCAGAGACCAAUUCUACCAACAAAGGGAAAGAGCCAGAAAUGCUUCCCAGACAGAACAAGCGAUCUCCCAGCCAGAGAAGCUGA